AUGGCAUCGCUACCAUCAAGAUCAAUGGCAACACGAAAACGAACUCGAUCAACGAAUGUGACUGAAAACAAUGUUGAUCAUCAACACACAACAACGACAACAGCAAUCGGAACAGGAACACUUGUAGCAGUAUCAAAUACAAUUUCAGCAAUAGGUUCAUCAUCAGUUGCGAUGCCACCUCUUCCAGCAACUGCAAAUGCUUUGAAUGCUCCACCUAAACGGCACCGCAACAAUCCACCACCGAGGAGACUACCACCACCUGUUGCGCCUCGUGCGAGUUAUUCACUUCGAAAUCGGUCGUUGACACCUGAUCCGCGCCAUUCAUUAACACGAUUUCCAUCCGUUAGUACAACAUCGACAACUCGACAACGAUAUAACCUACGCACACGUCGUCCAGCGUCGCAAAUUCGUUUACCUCAAGUUCCAGCUGCAUAUCCAGCUGUUGCACCACGACGCUUUCGGCAACCCAUUCCACCAAUAAAUCCAGCUACGCAUGCAUCAGCAGCACCGGCCAGCAGCACAUAUUCACCUCUUAUAUCUCCUCCACCUCCUGUUCUACCUCCACCAAUACCAGUUACAAUUCCUAUUAGCUCAUCAGUUAUUCCGCUUGUACCUCCUCCACCGCCUGUUGUUCAGCCACGACAGUAUCGUCUUGUUUAUAUAUCUGACGAAGACGAUGAACAACAACCUGUAACCUCACCGACUACUGACACUAUUGUUGAAUCAGUAUACAAUUUAUUAGCAGCCGAUGGCGAUAAUCUAUCAACCAGAACAACACUUGGUCUUGGUCGAACGUCGCGAGCAACAUCCGGCGCUGGUUUCAAUAUUCGCUCGCGCGCUACAACAGCGACUCCAUUGAGUGCGUCAUCGACCUCAUCGUCAAGUUCCGCCUCAACUAUAAAUAAUGAAGACUUCAUCACAGGUGUAACACAUAUACGCUUAAGUCGUGCCAUCGAGAUUGUCAUCGAUUCCAUACAAUCACUGGAAGGAACGGUGAACAAUUUCGACCAACUUGUUUUCGGUCUUAUCUACGGUCGUUUGGGUACACGAAACGAAUUCGACAGCAUAGAAAACAUGAUACGUUUAUCACGUAUAUUAAGUUUCACUUUGCCUUCGCCACGACUGAGUCGAGAAGAAAUUGAUUCAUUGCCAAAGAUUAGCUUUGUAAAUGAAAGGACCACAACGACAUCCAUUCAAUUAGCUGAAAAAUGUCCGAUAUGUUUAACUGAAUUUGACGAUCAAGAAAUCAUAAACAAAUUAUACUGUACACAUUUAUUUCAUUUGCCAUGCAUAUCAACAUGGUUGAGCGAAAAUGAUUCAUGUCCAACAUGCCGUCGUAAAGUAACGGAAGAUUGA
This is a messenger RNA of Adineta ricciae, 1356 nucleotides long. Lineage: Eukaryota; Metazoa; Rotifera; Eurotatoria; Adinetida; Adinetidae. The record is from the annotation of a GenBank genome assembly.